Tribolium madens (black flour beetle) is the source of this 1556-nucleotide messenger RNA. RefSeq names its product protein adenylyltransferase Fic (gene Fic). The record is from RefSeq and is a predicted model, not a curated record. Lineage: Eukaryota; Metazoa; Arthropoda; Insecta; Coleoptera; Tenebrionidae. Gene Ontology annotation, molecular function: protein binding. The coding region runs from base 123 to 1493 and encodes 456 amino acids. The transcript is spliced from 3 exons.
AUGUGGGAGGACAUAACCUUAAACUAAUAUUAUUUGUUUUACGUGUAAUUAUUUUAUCAUUCUAUGUUUUAUAAUGGAAGAAAAUCUCGAACUGUUUCGUAAAAUUUGGGAAGAUACAUAAUAUGAAGAUUUAUUGUAACAUUGUAAUUUUUAUAAUUUCGGUGUUAGUUUGUUUAUUGUGUAUUUUAAUUUCUGUUAUACAAUAUUACUAUUUAAAUUACAACUUCUAUAAGAAACAAACCAGUUAUGCACCAAUUUUUGAGGAUUUAAUUGCGACAGACUCCAACAACAAUUUUGCAUUAAGUUAUACGUUUAACGCUAUUGAAGACCACUCAAACGACAACUUUAUUUUAAGUAAUUUAAACGCCCUUCUUGAAUCCCAUUAUACGCCAACAACUGGUAGUAGUUAUUUAGAUGGGAGUAGAAAUUUUAAUGUGAAAUCGUCGAAUUCGGAAGUUUUGAAUAUACUACAGGCGGCUAUAGGGUUCCAACUGGCCGGAAAAAAUCACAAGGCUUUGAAACUAUUAGAACAUGCAACUGCGAUCGCUCCGGAUAAUCCAGACGUCCUAAACUGGUAUGGGGAAUUCCUUGAACAAAUUCGACACGAUGUCGUGACCGCGGAUGAGCUCUACUUCAAAGCAUUAACCCACUCUCCCACACAUGCAGCCGCACUGACCAAUCAUAAAAGAACAUCACCUGUUGUAGAUAGACUGGACUUGGAGCUUUUCAAAAGUAUAGAUAAGAAAAAAGACUACUUAAAAAAACAGUUUGAUAGUUACAAUUUUGAAACAUUAAAGAAACAAGCUUAUUAUUUACACAUCUAUCACACUGUGGGAAUUGAGGGUAAUACCAUGACAGUUGAGCAAUUGCGGACUUUACUAGAAACUGGUCAGGUGAUCCAAGGGAAAAGUAUAAUUGAACAUAAUGAAGUACUCGGACUACAGUUGGCCCUCAAAUACGUGAAAAGUUUGGCUAGGAAGGAGUAUAUCACUGUUGAUGAUAUACUUCAAAUGCAUAAAAGAGUAAUGGGACACGUUGAUCCUCUAACAUCUGGCAUAUUUCGUGAUACAAAAGUGUUCGUGGGCCGCCACAUUCCCCCGCCGUCAGAAAAAGUCCCCGCUUUGAUGGAAAGUUACGUGAAUUGGUUGAAUUCAGAUGAAGCUCGAAACAUGCAUCCUGUCCGUUAUGCCGCUUUAGCUCACUACAAACUAGUCGAUAUUCAUCCAUUUGUUGAUGGUAAUGGACGCACAAGUCGCUUAAUAAUGAAUUUGAUUUUACUCCGUGGUGGUUAUCCGCCGAUUAUGAUUUUAAAAGAGCAGAGGGAUAGAUACUACGAUGCACUAAAUGUAGCUAAUGUUGGGGAUGUUCGACCUUUUGUUCGAUUUAUAGCACAUUGUACAUUACAAAUUCUAGAUAUGUAUAUUCAUGGUACACAAAUGUUAGUGCUGGAUGGUGAUAGCACAGAAGGGACUCCAACUCCAUUUUUGACUUGACUGAUGUUUUAUUGUAAAUUAUAUUGUAUAGUUUAAUUGUGAAUAAAGCGGGUUUAAUUAUGA